Molecule: messenger RNA, 2448 nt
Organism: Sitophilus oryzae (rice weevil)
Lineage: Eukaryota; Metazoa; Arthropoda; Insecta; Coleoptera; Curculionidae
Product: carboxy-terminal kinesin 2
Exons: 9
Coding region: 143-2206 (687 amino acids)
Biological process (GO): microtubule-based movement
Molecular function (GO): ATP binding; microtubule motor activity; microtubule binding
Source: RefSeq, a predicted model, not a curated record
UAACGAACUGUCAUUCAGUUUGAUUUUGAUUAUUAAAGUAACGUCUUUGCUGGCGUUUAUAUUUAAAACAGUUUUGGGUUUUUUACUUCUGUAUCUGCGUUUUCGGUCUAGUGCGGAUAAUAAAUAUUUAUUAUAAUAGAAUAUGUCCAGCAAAAUUCCAAAAUCCAGUUUUAAACCAGUGUUUGGCAGUAGAGCAUUGGGAACUAUAGCUGAAAAUGGUGCUAAUCGUCCAAAGGAGGCCCCAGCAUCCUUUUCGCGUGUAUUUUCAGUUCCAGGUCUAAGACGAAGGUCGAAAUCUGUAACAGAUUUGCGUAGUGUUAUUAGUCAACCACUUACAGAUUUUCGGGCAUUAAGAUCACAAAAUUUGUUGAAAAAGGAUGUCCAGAAUGAAAAUAAACACAAUGGAACUUCCAAGGCAACUUUUCGAAAUCCAACUAAAAGUACCACCUCUAAAACCGUUACUGGUGCUAAAAGAGCAAAUCCUGCUGGGGUAAUGCACGACGAUGGACCACCUAAACCUAAAGUUGCCAGAAAAAUACCAGAUUGGGAUUAUAAAGGCAGGUUUCAUCAGUUAAAUGAGAAAUAUACCCAAGCACAAGAAUCAAUAAAAACAAUGAAGGAAAAGAUUAGUGGAUUUGAAUACAUCGAAAAUAGUUACGAAACAACACGAAAAGAGGCAGAAGAACUUGCUCAAGCUAAGGCUGCUCUUGUGGAAAAAUGCGAGACCUUGACAUUGGAAAAUGCAAAUUUGAGAGUUCGGGUUGAGAAGAUACAAACUGAUUUAAAUUUAUUGGAAACCAGCCAUAAAACUUUGGAGGAAAAAGCAACAGCUCUCGAAGAAAGUAAUGUAAAAUUGACAGAUGAGAAAGAGAAGAAUACCAAAGAUAUAAUAAGACUGACAGGGUCCUUAAAUGAAUUAACAGAAUUUCAUGACAACUUAAAAAAAGAACAUGCUGAACUUUCUCAUAAUCACAAAGAACUGCAAGAAAAGUACAAACUCUUUUGUGAAGAGAAUAAAGAUUUACUUAAGGCCUUAUCGACUUCUGAAAAGAAAGUAAAAAAAUUAGAGGCUGAAAGUGAAGCCCAAAACAAUGAAUUACAGCAUCUUCAAGCUGAAAGACGAAGAUUACAUAAUGUUAUUCAAGAUUUAAAAGGAAAUAUUCGAGUUUUUUGUCGAGUUAGACCACCCAUCAGUUCAGCAGAAAUAGAUCUGUUACAAUGUUCCAUAACUUUUGUCGAUAACAAUGGAUUGGAUAUAAGGAAAUCUAGGGAGAGUGUGAGUCAAAUAACAGGAAAGCCACAAGAGACCAAAGGUGAAUUUACAUUUGACAGAGUAUUUUCUACCGAAAGUACACAGGAAGAAGUUUUUGAAGAUUUAGCUCAGUUAGUGCAAUCAGCUUUGGAUGGUUAUAAUGUGUGUGUAUUUGCAUAUGGUCAAACAGGUUCAGGGAAAACAUACACGAUGCAGGGUGGAAAUGGAUCACCAGGCAUGAUUCCCAGGACGAUAGACCUUAUUUUUAAGAACAUUGAAGAACUUAACAAAUCAGGAUGGAAGUACAAUGUCCAGGCGAGUUUCUUGGAGAUUUAUAACGAGAAUAUACGGGAUCUGCUAAAUAUAAACAAUUCGCAAAAGCUCGAAAUCUAUCACAACGAAGGCAAAGGCACCACAGUGACAAACUUAACUAUUCAACCUAUGGACUCGGCUGUAGAAUUGAAACAGUACAUGACGCUAGCACAUAGGAAUAGAGCUACUGCUGCAACAGAUUUCAAUGAGCAUAGUAGCAGGUCUCAUGCUGUAACCAAAAUUUAUUUAGAAGGGACAUUGGAGGACCAAAACAUUGUGCUGAAAGGAUCAAUAAACUUGGUAGAUCUGGCUGGAUCAGAGAGUGCAAAGACAACAGUCAACGAUGAACGAUUGACCGAAACAAAGAACAUUAAUAGAAGUUUGGCUACUUUAGGCGAUGUUAUUUCGGCACUGUACUGCAAAUCGAAACAUAUCCCAUAUAGGAAUUCGAAAUUGACCUAUUUGCUUCAAUCCUCCUUGGGUGGCAACUCUAAAACUCUGAUGGUGGUGAACGUGGCGCCAUUCGAAGAAUGCUUUAAUGAAAGUAUUAGUUCUUUACGAUUUGCGGCCAAAGUUAAAGAGGUGAAGACUGGUUCGAAGAGAAACAAAAUGGCCCUAUCCCAACCUGCAAUGAAGUUUUAGUAACAAAGUCGAAGUAAAAUGGACAGAACAUCUAUUAUAGAACUAUUAUAGCUUUAAUAUAUUCUCUUUUAAUUCUAUGUUCGUGCAUGCUGAGUUAUGUAAAGCAAUAUGUAGAAUUUUGUACUAAUUCCUUAUAUGUAACCAAUUGUUUUAACUAAAUUUUUUAUUUUAAUUCAUAACAUGUAUUUCGAUUAAUCUAUUGAUUAAUUGUUUUAUUUUAAAUGUGUAUAACAUAUGGACUU